Messenger RNA from Eurytemora carolleeae, 1344 nucleotides. It is a transcript of the gene Xpac, whose product is annotated as DNA repair protein complementing XP-A cells homolog. Gene Ontology annotation, cellular component: nucleotide-excision repair factor 1 complex. Gene Ontology annotation, biological process: nucleotide-excision repair involved in interstrand cross-link repair; nucleotide-excision repair, DNA damage recognition; base-excision repair. Gene Ontology annotation, molecular function: damaged DNA binding. NCBI's taxonomy places the organism in Eukaryota, Metazoa, Arthropoda, Copepoda, Calanoida, Temoridae. The record is from RefSeq and is a predicted model, not a curated record. The transcript is spliced from 9 exons. The coding region runs from base 136 to 1140 and encodes 334 amino acids.
CUGUUGUUCUGCUGAAUCUUCUCCUAUCACUGUAAAGUGCAUAGUACACUCUGUUUUCAUUUUUAAUUGUUUCGUAAUUAUUUUCCAUCAAUACUUUGGACUUAAAACCGAUCUGAUUUGGCGGAAGUAAAUCUGAUGCACAUGAUGGCUGUGAAUAGGGACGAAGAAAGAGUUAAAUCUCUGUUUGAUCUAGAAGAUGAUGAAGAUAAGGCGGAUGGAGAAAACCUGAUAAAUCCAGAUGUUCCGACUCCUGGUACAACUUGUACCACAGCUACGACUGAUGAUAUUGAUGAAGAAUUUAGUGAUGCCGAAGAUGAUCAACUGAAAAAGGCUGUUGAAGAAUAUGAAGAGAAAACAUCCGAUGCUGGUAAGCGGCCUCUCACCUCUGCGGAGAAAGCAAGAGCAGAACGGAAUCGGUUGAAAGCACUUUCUCUCAAGAAAUCCCGUCUUCUUACCCAUCCUUACUCCGGAGCUGGUUCAAAACUUCACAGGUCCGAGCAGCCGAAGCUUGUGGAUAGUGGGGGUGGAUUCUUUAUAGAGGAGGAGGAGGAGGGGAAGGAAGAGAGAAUUAUCGUUGAAACACCAGGACCUAUUCUUCCUUAUGAUCAACCAACCUGCAGCAUGUGUGAAUCUAGAUUCAGUGAUUCAUUCCUACAUAGAACGUUUGAUUGUAUAGUGUGUGAUAACUGCAAGGAUACUGGUAAAGAUGGUGAACAUGAGCUAAUUGCUAAAACAGAAGCAAAAACUACUUUUAUUCUCAAAGAUUUUCACUUUGACGAGUGGGAAGGAAGUAAACCUUUAAGAUUUAUGACGAGAAAGAAUCCGCAUAAUCCCCGGGGCGGAGAGAUGAAACUGUAUCUCCGGCUCCAGGUAGAGGAGAGAGCUAUGCUGGUUUGGGGUUCAGAGGAAGCUCUGCUGGAGGAGCUGGAGAAGAGGGAUGAGAGGAAGGUUGAAACCAAGGUCAGGAAGUACAACAAGAAGAUGAAGCAGUUGAGGAUGAGUGUCCGGAGUAGUCUGUACAAGAAGGACUUGUCUACACACACACAUCAAUACAAGGACGAGGUUUAUCAUGAAGACAAGGACGAAUACUCGCAAACUUGCGAAAGCUGUGGUCAUAUUAACACGUAUGAGAAAAUGUAAUGUUCUUGUGCUAGCUCAAAAAAAUGAGUUUAAACCACUAAACCUAUGACAAGUAUGUUCUCAAAUCUCAGUACCUGGAUCCAGUUCAAUAGUAAUCCCAGAGUAAGGUUAAAUAGGUCUUAGCCCCUGACUUCUUUUAACCUGUGAUACUCUACUUAAAAAAAAUGUUUUUUUAAAAAUAAUUUUAUGCUUAUUUCAGAAAAA